Molecule: messenger RNA, 828 nt
Organism: Aspergillus fumigatus Af293
Lineage: Eukaryota; Fungi; Ascomycota; Eurotiomycetes; Eurotiales; Aspergillaceae
Product: bZIP transcription factor
Biological process (GO): regulation of DNA-templated transcription
Molecular function (GO): DNA-binding transcription factor activity
Source: RefSeq, a predicted model, not a curated record
AUGGCAGUCAUGUCCCUCAAAAUGCAGACUCAAAUAGCGAACGCAGAGCCCAAGUCCAAGAGGAUCAUCACCCCCGCCCGACGGGACCAGAACCGCCGCGCGCAGCAGGCUUACCGACAACGGCGGAGAGAGCGUCUGGCCGAAAAGCAGAGUCAUGCUGGUCCGAGGGAGUUGAGACCCGCGCCGCCUGCGCAUGCGUCCAUCCCGAAUAUUACAACGUCGAACCGUCUGGACGUAGCGAGGAAGACCAUGCCGGCAAUGCUGACGGUAGAUCAUUUCUUCCCGCCACAUGAUCCGGCUCGCAACGGCAGGACAGAAGACCCCGUCAGAGAUGAGGUCCCCCCGCCCCUAUUCACCACAUACACCCUCCUCCUCGCCGCCUGCGUCUACAACGCCGCAGCCCUAGGCAUCAGCACCGACCAGUUCUUCGGCGAAGACAACUGCAUGUCGCUGUGCUCGCCGUUCUACCGGCCCUACACAGCCAUGUCGGCCGAUCCGUCAUCACUCCUCGCUGCCGCGACAGGCACUCGUCCAGCUAUCCCCGCUCAUCUCCGCCCGACGCUCCCCCAGAUUCUCUUCCCGCAUCAUCCGCUUUUUGAUCUCCUUCCGCUGCCGGCGCUGAGAGCCAAAGCGAUUACUUUUGCUGCUACCGCGCCAUCGCUCCUCGACGCGGUUGAGUUUAAACGGGAUAUCGUCGAGAGGGGAGGGAUUGUAUGCUCGUCUGAGUCUGCUGGAGGUAUGCAGCCGUGGGAUAUGCGCGCUUGGACGGUUGCGCCGUGGUUUCGGAGAAAAUGGCGGAUACUGUCUCAGUCUGAAGAUCUCGCAUAG